CGCGACUUGUGGACUCUGUGUCCCAUGGAGCGCUGCGGGGGGCCCGGCGCCCGGCCCGCGGCCCCGGCAGCUGGCGGCAGGGCGGCUAGUUCAAGUUGCCAUAGCGGCGAGGUUGUUCAUAAGAACAAAGAGGAAUGCUUAACCAUAAAUAGCUUCAAGACACUGAUGGCAGAGUCAUCCAGUGAUUCAGACAACUUAUUUACAGGUCGGGUUGGAAGGCGGCCUUUGAGAGCAUCCCACAGCAGAGGUCAGAACUAUGGUGCUGAAGAAGUUACAGAGAAGAUCCAUACUUUAGCAAGCACUUUGCAGGAUACCAACAGAAAUCUAAGACACGUUGACCAUUUGCUAGGACAAUACAGAGAAUACAACAAGGAACAAACCAAAGCAAUAACAACUUUAAAAGAAACACUGGAACAAUCUAUAGGUCAAUUGAGGAGCCAGCGACUAGCACGAAACUCUGGAAUGAGAAGUGCAUCUCUCUCAAGCUUAUAUCCCAGUGACCUGGAUGGAGAAGGAACAUCAGGCAACCGCCACUUCCUGCCCACUUCUCCUCUCAGGGAUUACGGAGACUCACAGGGCAAUAAACACCGAAGGUCUAGAUCUGCAAGCGUUCGGUUUGUCAGUGAGGCAGAUAAUGUGGAGCAGCUGCAUUCUUUCCACCAGUCUCUUCGAGAUCUCAGCAGUGAACAAGUUCGCCUGGGAGAUGACAUCAGUCGCGAGCUUUCAAGAAGAAAUCGGACUGAUGCUGAAUUAAGAAAGACUCUAGAAGAAUUGUCUGAAAAGCUCACUGAGUCCCAAAGACAAGAAACGGUAUCAGAACGAGUAGAGAGGAGACUUCAGGAGAUAGAAGAAGAGAUGCGUGCUGAAAGACAGCUCGUAGAAAGGCGCCAGGACCAGCUGGGCCAUGUGUCCCUUCAAUUACAGGAGGUUUUAAGGAAGCAAGAUGUUAAAGCAGAUGAAGCAGAAGAGCUCAUGAGAAAUAAACUUGUGAAAUAUGAAAGCGAAAAGUACCAGCUUGAGCAGGAAUUGGAGCAGUCCCGGAAAAAGUUGAGUGAAUCUGAAGGCAGUAGAGAAGCUCUUUUGCAUCAGAUUGAGGAUCUUCGUUCUGAGCUUUUGAGAGCAGAAGAAGACCGUGCAGAAUUGCAACAUCAAAUCUCAUAUGCUGCUAUGCACCAUCGCCAGAGCUAUCAGGAUGCACAAGAUGAUGACAGGAGAAUUAGAGCAGUAGCUGAAAGAUAUGAGAGAGAGAAGCAAGAUCUAGAGAAACAUAUUUUGGAACUUAAAGCAAAGCUGAGUCAUAAUGCUGUAAUGUCAGAGGUAGAAGAACUGAAGAGAUGUAUAGAGCGCAAGGACAAGGAGAAAGCACAGCUUGUAAUGCACAUACAGGUUUUAACAUCUGACCUGGAAAACAGGGAGAAGCAGCAGGAAAAAAUGCUGGACCAGCUAAAGGAGAUACAGAAUUGCUACAAGGCUUGUGAGAGUGGACGUAGACAAACGGAACUCCAGUCUGCUGAGUUAGUUCAACAGGUUGAAGAGAGUACCAAGGAAGCAGAACGGUAUCUCAGUGAAUUCAAGCACUCAGAGGCACUCAGGCUGGAGAUCGAGAAAAAAAAAGAAGAUUUGAAGGUGAGAGCCCAGGAAACCAUCCGCCAAUGGAAAUUGAAGUGUAAGAAACUGGAUCGUGAGGUAGAAAAGCAAAAUCAAACUAUAAGUGAACUGAUGGACAAGAAUAGUCAGGCCCUUAAAGAAAAAGAUGAUCUCAAAAGUCAGCUUCUCUCAGCUAUAAACCAAAUAGAAAACCUGCGGAAGGAGCUGAAUGAUGUGCUUACAAAGAGAGCCCAGCAGGAAGAACUCCUCCACUGUAAAGAGGUAAAACUGAAUGAAAUGGAGUCACACCAGGUAGCUCUUGAAGAAGAGAUCAAAGAAGUUCAAGGUACUGUAAAAAAAUUGGACAAUGAGUUGAAAAAGCAAGUCUUUCUACAAAAUCAAAUGCAAGCUGAGAAGGAACACUUGAAGACAGAACUUGCAGCUAUUAACUUGUUUCAUAAAAAAGACCAAGAACGACUCCUAGAAAUGCAAGCAGAUGUAAAACAUUUAAGCGCCGUACGUGUGGAACUGACAAACAGAAUUGCAGAAGAGGAGAAAGCCAAAAAGGAAUUACUUAAGAGCCUCUCAGACCUCCAGAAACAGCAGGAAUCUAGUCAUGAAGAGAUGAUUUCAGCUAACAGGCAGCUGAAGAUGGAAAGAGAAAUUCACCAACAGGAGUUGGCAGAUCUUAGAUCAGAGUUACAAAAUGUGAAAAUCAAACAUGAACAAAAUGUUCAAGAACUCACGAAACUCCUUAAACAAGAAAAAGAUGAUGCAGAGGCUCAGAUUAGAAUGCUAAAGAUGGAACUUUUAGAAGAGAAAAACAUAGUCAAGGCUCAGUGUCGACAACUGGAAAAAAUAAAAGUUGAGUGUGAUAAAUUGACACAAGAAUUAACCCAAAAUAAGGAAGAAAAUAUAAAACUGAAACGGAAAUGUGAUUUUGUAAAACAAGAACUGGAGAAAAAGGAAAAACAGAUCAGCAAUGAAGAAGAUCAUUUGAGAAAGAUGAGUGAGGCCAGACUGCAGUUUAAAGAUCAGUUGCGUCAAUUAGAAAUGGAACAGCAAUCCAUUCUCUCCAUGAUAGGAAGUGAAAUUGAUGCUGCUUGUGAAAUCUUUUCUCGGGACUCCAUGGAGAAAUUCAAAGCAAUAUCCCUUACACCAACAGUACUGAACGAUCCUCAUCGCUGGUUAGCAGAAACAAAGACUAAGCUUCAGUGGCUGUGUGAGGAGGUAAAGGAAAGAGAAAGUAAGGAAAAAAAGCUGCGAUGCUACUUGCUGCAGAGCCGAGAACAGCUCAAGCACUUUACACAGAUAAAGGAGACUGAACAUCAGUCUCUCUUUAAACAGAUAAAAAGCCAGGAAAAACUUUUGGAAGAAGUUCACAGAGAAAAAAGAGAGCUACUAGAGAAGACACACAGAAGAGAAGAAGAAGUGGGAGCUCUCCAGGAACGUAUUAUGGCCUUAGAAAUGAGUACCCGAGUGGCUUUAAACCACCUGGAGUCUGUGCCUGAGAAACUGAGCCUGUUAGAAGAUUGCAGAGAUACUGGAGAGUCCCACUGCCGAAGAGAGAUGAUUGAGGAGAGGUAUAUGAGGUAUAAAGACUUAGUAACUUCUUUGCAGCAGCAGCUGGAAGAUUCAAAGCAAAGAGUUGGGCAAGUCAAGGAUGUGAAAAUGGAUGCUGAAAUUUCUGAUGUAGAAGUGGCUGCUCAUUCUAGCUGGCGAACUCAAAACAGCUUUUUGUGCAGCUCACCGCUUUCCAGUUCAGGUUCACUUAUGAAAGGGAUGGUUCCUUUGGAUACAAGUGGCAUCAAGGAAGAUUCUGCUAAAGUUGCUCUUAGUGAUAUGAAGCUGCAAGCAGAAGGAGGAAAGCAGUAGAAUAUUUUACGAAACCACACCAGUUUUCUCUGUGCCCUUGUCACCCCACAGAUGUAAUUGAUACUGAAGUUCAUGUGAGCUGCAGGUCAAUAUCUGACAACUCAGCCUUGUCAAAAAUGGAUGUGCAGGAGGACAUCACGCAAAGUCCUGUGAUUUUGAUGUAAUUGUAGAAUUUAGAAGCAGUUGUAGAGGAAAACUAACAGUAGAAGGGAUGGAAAGCAAUUCAUGAUUAAAUUAAAGUUUCAGAAUACUUAUAUUCUUGUUGCCUUAGCUUAAAAAGUACCUUAUAGCUAGUAUUUACAUCUGAAUGAAAGUGAUCCCUAAAUCAAAUUCCAUCUUGGAUAAUUUUUUUUUUCAUGCUAGAGUACUUUCUACUCUAGCACAACUCAACUCUUUACUGUAAGCAUGUCUGGGCUGCUGUGAAUAUGAACUUACUUACUUUUCUAUGUAAAUAACUAAAUUAGAUUUUAAAUCUGAACAAUAUUUUAGAGCUCUGUACAAGAGUACAACAUGGCAGAAGCCAAUAACCAAGUCAUUCAAAAAUCUGCAAUGCUUCUGGAAAUGUUUACAGCAAAAAUGAAGGACAUUGCUGUUUUUAAAAUCCAGCAAUAUCCAACUUUUAUCAUUUGUGCUAGCAACAAGAGCUCUCCUGUUUCUAAAGCUAAAGUUGCACUUCUGUCAUUUUUCUGGCUGAAAUAGGGAGAUUUUUUUUUUCUUUUCUUCUAAUAAUGACAAAAUCUGUAGUGUGAGAAUAUGAUGUUUUUAAAUUUCUAGUCUUUUUAUUUGAGAAUCUACCAGGUGCUAUUUGCAGCUAAAUAUUUUUGGUACACAGUUGUUAACAUGUUUUUUUUAAAUUUUUACAUUUGAAAACACGAACUUCACAGAGAUAUCUCUAAGGAUAAUUUUGCUGUCUGUUUUUAGGGACAUGGCUCCUUGAUAGGUGUUUUGUGUGAGUAAGUAUAACAGUUGUUCUUGAGUAGUCUGUUAUUUUCAUCUCUCUUCACACCAGAAUUGUUUUGAUGUUAGACUGCAUUUCUCAUCUGCCAUCUACAGAACACUACUGUGUCAGAAGACAUAUCAUCAUUUCUUCACCUACCCACUGUCAAUAAUUUUGGUAGUUUAUGUUUCCAAGGAAUUACAUUAGUGUUGAUGGCAGUUUUUUCUUGCAAGCUCUUUUCAUAUGGACUCUGACACUCUUACUUUAAGUUUACUAAAAUAAAAGCUACAUAGUAAAUGGACUAACAUCAGGUCACAUGCUGUCUAAUUUUAAAGGUUAUUCCACAGGCCAAAGUAAAUAUCUCUUACUACAUUCAUCUAGAUUUUCUGGUUGCCAGCACUGAUUUUACUAUUGGUUUGUAGAAGGAAAUGGUAAAGGAUAGACUUUGAGGCAAUAACACUGAAAUAAUAUUGAUUCGAGGCAAAAAAUGAGACUACAACAAAUUCAGGAUAUCUGUCUAAGUGCUUAGUCUAGAACCUAAAAUAUUCAUAUUAAAAAGUGUAUUUCUUCAGUGUGAUAGUAUCAAAUCAUCUUCCUUAUAAACAGUUGUUGACACCUAAAGUAUUUUUGAAAAAUAUUUUACUACUGAAAUUUGCUAAAUGUGAUCAAAAGGAUUUCUGUGUCGCUCACACAGAAACAAGCAUUGAACUGGGAAACAGCCCAAUUUAUGUUUCUGGCAUGAGGCUCUUGACAGAAACCAGGAGUGACACAGUUUUUUACUUAGUGUGGAAAAUGAUGAAGAUGAACUGUGUUUUGCGGUGGCCAAGAGAACAGUUUGCAUCUCUGGCUGUUUGGUGUAGGGAGCUCACAUGCAGCUUUUUUGAGGCUUUCACGGGUGCAGCACUGACAGCACCAUUUCACUCAAACAGCUGCAACCAUGAAGACAUCAUGGAGCUGGCAGAACUUUUGUUACAUGUUUUGACUAACAGAAUGUCAACAAGUCUAUCAGAAACCUUGGAGUUGUUUGUUUUGUCUUCACUGGGGCAGUCUCCAGUGCAGUGGUAAAGCUGGAAGAUGCAGAAACCUUUGUUUAGUGUGAGCUACAUCAACAGGGAGGCUCACUAGCCAUGGAAUGUGAAUCUGUUAGUAUGUUGUCCAUUGAUCAAUUAGAGGUCUACAAAUUAAGGAAAAACUAAUCUAAAAAGUUUUUAAAAGUGAGACAAAUUAUUCUUAUAUGGUAGUCAAAAAAUCUCUGCAAAUAUGAAAAAAUGAAGUACCAAAGUCAAGAAACACUUAUUUUUUCCAGAAUGUGAGUAAUUGCUUAAAUUUCAGUAGAGUGACAGACUAAAAUAAAGCUCCUGAAUAUGUUAAUGAACAGACAUCAACCCACUUCUUAUCCUCUCCUAACAUGGGAGACUUGCUCACUUUGAUUUAGACUUAACUAAGUUCCAUACUUAGGGUAAGUCUGUUACGUGUGCUAUGCACUGAGUAGCAAAGUUUAAAUAAUUCCACUGGAGGCAGCUGAUGUGUUACAGAAGGAAUACUGGCUCUUGCAGUGUAUUUUAACAAAUAGCUCAAGUGUUCAAAUUUCUGCUGUGGUAUUGCAUUACCAGAAGAAAGCAACAAAUAGAAAAAUACUUGAAUUGUAGGUGAGGGUGUCAAUACAGUAACAGUGUAUUACUGAGGUUUUGGAGGUGUAUCACUUUUAAGGUUGACAUUUCUAUAUGUUCUUAUUAGCAAAUGCUGAUAUUAUAUUUUUAUUUUCUUUUCCCUUGGGGCAUAUGAGAAGAAAAUAUGUUAUUUGGUUUUGAUUUCUGGAAUGUCUUUUGCCAUUUCAUGCUGCCAGUUUCUGUUUAAUUUGGGUUUUAACCACAGCAAAAAAAACCUAACCAUCUAAUUCUGAUACUUCAUUACAAGCACUCCUAAUUAAGUUAGUUGAUACAUGAGUCACUUUCCUCCAGAUCUUUUAUUUUAAUUUCAUUUGAAUGAAAUACAGUGUUUUUUUUGCAGUUAGUGUUUUAAAACUGGAGCACAAUUAUUCUUGUGAACUAGCAUUUUGGUUGGGAUAUUCCAAAACUAAGAUUGCCAAGGCAAUUCAUACAUGUGACACUGAAUAUAUUACAUCAUAUUUCCCAGUCAACUAUUGUCCCUGCAGUAUAGAAUAAAGUAGCAGCAAAGAAUCUGCAGAAUUUCAACAAAUAAUAUGGACAUGGAAUGUUUCUGUGCUGGUAUGAAGUCAGAAAGGUCUGUUGAAUACUUCUAAAACUUAUUGUAUUGGUUAAUGUGAUAGAAAUAGGCAUAGUGGAAUGAAAUUCCUCAACAUUGAAUUAUUUCCUGAGAUAAAGUCCUUGAGGGACUUUAUCUCAGGAAAGCAAGGAGUCCAGCUCUUCGUACGUGUUGAGGUUCACCUUAGUGUAGUAACCAGAACUAUUGCAGUUUCCUUCAGACUUGAUUUCUGAAAUGUAAAGGUGUGUUCAGACUUCUCAUAGCUGUGUAGGCAUGAGGUAUAUCCUGUCCACAUAAUUAUGUCUCUUUCUUAUAGACAUUGACAUAUAGAAAUGUGUUCAUGCAGUGUAAAAUUUUAUUGCUCAAAAAGAAAGAUUACCUUUUCUGCUUGGAAAUCCUGACUGCAGUAAAGCUAGCAGAGGCCUUGUCUGUAGUAUCAGUGGAGUUACGAUUUUGUACAGAGUUUUAGAAAACGGGAGAGAAAUAUUUUCUUUGUCUAUUUUUUCAUUGCAUUCUGAAGGUCUGCAAUAUAUGUUGGUUUGAUGAACAACAAAUGCUUGCCGAAAAAUACAUGAUCUUAUAAGAAUCAUAUGGUAACAAACUGCAAAACACUUGGAAUGAUUUGACACUAUCUCAUUUUUAUAUUUUAAUUUUUUCAGAAUCUAAGAAAUGAGAUUUUGAGUUCAUUUAGGUUCCUGUAUUUUUUUCAAGAAGACUAAAUCAAAGUUAGUUAUAUAAUGAAAACCAUAGUACUUCUGAAUAAUAUCAAUCCAAGCUUAUGAAAUUUGAAAAAUUCUGAAGCAGCUCUUUGUUCCACCUUUAUGUGGUCUACUACAUCUUUUUCAAAGUAAUUAAGCCAUCUCCAAGGAGAGAUGGUUCAUAUGUUAAUAUGAAUUGUAUUUCACACUCGUGACUAAAUGUUUUGUUUCAUGUCAGUUUUUCCACUAGUAAAUCAAUGAGUACCCAAAAUGGGGAUUUUUAUGUGUGUAGGGAGAAGCUAAUUAUGUCUUACAUCUAAAUUCCAGUACUGUUGGUAUUCUUUCUUAACAAAAGACUCACAAAAUAAAACCAAUUUUGGCUUUUUUGUCGUAUGAUAUUUUAGUUCCAGGAUAACUUCACGAGGUAUUUGCAGUCCACUUUUUCCAUUAUCUGCCAUCUUUGAGGAGGAAAAAAGUUCAACUUUACUAUCUUGAGAAGUAUGUAAUGAAUAAAAAAAAAUAUAUCUAGAAUCUUAGAAUCAUUUAGGUUGGAAAGGACCCUUUAGAUCAAGUUCAGCCGAACUACUGCUUGACUGUUACUUCCUGUAAAUCACAUGGAUACACAUAAAAGUAAGUCUGCAGGUUGCAUUUUCAGAACACCUCGUGCAGGUUUAGGAACAGUGCAUUGUAGAAGUAUAGAAGGAAGAACUGUUACCAUGUUGGUUUAAUGCACAUGUCCUUACCAACCUGUGAAAUUGGAGAUCCUUGGUUGCACGCGAGCUGUGACUCAUGUCACACCAGAACACCAAUUUUAUUGUUGAGUUGCUGCUCUGACUUCAGAAUGCCUGAGCCUGAUUUAUACCAAUAUGAAGCCAGAAUGAAAUCUCAUGCGUAAAGCCUAAGUACCAAUCAAAGUACUAAGUGCUGAGAUCUUCUCGAGUGAUUGCAGUAUGAAGUAUAUGAAAGCUGUCUUUUGUGCUCUGAGUAUGUUGCUGCAAGCUGAAAGCUUGGCACAGUCUGCAGGUAUGUUUAAGUUUGGUUAAGGCUCUACUAGGAAAGUUCAUAUGUUAAUUUAACACCAACAUUUGUACCUACUUUCUGCAAUUAGACUGUAAAAUGUUAGCCAAUGUGGCAGUAACAAAAAUAUCAAACUACAUUGCGCUUUUGCUGACUUGGGACUUACUCCAAGCAGUUCCUGAAGGCAGGGUUGCAAGUCUUCAUUGCAUCUCAGGAGACAGUUGGUACCUUUGCAGGAUCAAAGUUGCUAGCUGUACUUGUAAUUUUUAAAGUGUAACAUAAAAACUUGUCAUUUUUGUAAGCUAACAUAAUAAAUUAUUUUUCCAAGCAAUGCCUAGCAUCUGUAUUCAUUUACCUAACAUUGCCAAACUUAUGUAAAGGCCUGUUUUAUGUAAUUGAUCUUUUUUAGUCUUGUGAAAUAUAGAUGUGUGAUAUGGAA
Molecule: messenger RNA, 8779 nt
Organism: Haemorhous mexicanus (house finch)
Lineage: Eukaryota; Metazoa; Chordata; Aves; Passeriformes; Fringillidae
Gene: CEP128
Product: centrosomal protein 128
Exons: 26
Coding region: 25-3462 (1145 amino acids)
Source: RefSeq, a predicted model, not a curated record